AUGGAACAGGACGGAGGCGGCUACGUCAGCAGCAACGCCGAGGAGUACGACGCCGCACCGUCGUCCGGACUGCCAACUCCUGACGGCCCCGACGUCUGGCGGGACACGAGGCCCACCAGCCACUCGUACGUGGACGAACCGCACGCCAACCAGCCCAUCGAGCGGCAGCUCUCGUAUCGCCAGCCAGGCCUCAACCCGGCCGCGGAGGAGACGUACGAGGCAGCCUUCCGCCUCAUCCAAUUGGCCGCGGACGCGGAGCGCAGCGGCAGCCCCCUGCAGGCCAUCCAGCUCUACACGGACGCGGGGGACGUGCUCAUCAAAGUGGGCAAGAGGGAACCGGACCCGCUGCUGAAGCAGGGCAUCCGGCAGAAGGCUAAUGAGAUCAUGAAGCGCGCCGAGGAGCUGGACGAAUGGUACUAUUCGGUGCAGGAGAGCGCGCGCAAGGCGGCGCUGCCCCCACAGCUGCAGAUCCAGAGGACUCAGGUGCCAAGAGUGCAGGAGGCGUGGCAGGGACGCAAGCCGACGCUGAGUCAAGCGCCGGAGUUCACGCACAUGCGCUACACUGCCGUGUCGACGAAGGACCCCGUCAAGUUCUCGGACGACGGCUUCCAACUGCGCGUUGAGGAGGCCGGCAAGAAGAUCCGCGUGUUUAUCACCAUCACUAUGUACAACGAAGAAGGCAGCGAGCUGCAGGGGACGCUGAAAGGCAUUGCGAGGAACCUGGAGUUCAUGGCGGAGCAGUGGGGCGAUCGCGCGUGGGAAAGCGUCGCUGUUGCGGUGGUGUCGGACGGUCGGACGAAGGCCAGCGCGUCCUGCUUGGACUUCUUGGCGGGGUUGGGGGCGUUCGACGAGGAGAUCAUGACGGUCACGAGCAUGGGUGUCGAUGUGCAGCUGCAUUUGUUCGAAGCCACGGUGCAGCUUGUCCGUGACGACAACUUCGAGUCGUUCUAUCCGCCGAUCCAGCUCAUCUACGCGCUUAAAGAGAACAAUGCAGGCAAGCUGAACUCCCAUCUGUGGUUCUUCAACGCCUUCUCGGAGCAGCUACUGCCGACGUACACGGUGCUCGUGGACGUCGGGACAAUCCCCGGGCCUACCUCCAUCUUCAAACUCAUUCGCAGCAUGGACCGCAACCCGCAGAUCGGUGGCGUCGCUGGAGAAAUCGCCGUCGACCACCCGAACUACUUCAAUCCAGUCAUCGCGGCGCAGCACUUUGAGUACAAGAUCUCCAACAUCAUGGAUAAAUCUCUCGAGUCCGUGCUAGGCUUCAUCAGUGUACUGCCUGGUGCGUUUUCGGCCUACCGGUACGAGGCCAUCCGCGCGGAGAAAGGAGUGGGGCCGUUGCCUGAGUACUUCAAGAGCCUCACGACUUCGACGCGGGACCUGGGGCCGUUCAAGGGCAACAUGUACCUCGCAGAAGACCGCAUUUUGUGUUUCGAACUGUUGGCGAGGCGUGGUCGGAACUGGACGAUGCACUACGUGAAGGACGCUAUUGCACGCACCGACGUCCCUGAAACGUUGGUGGAUUUGAUCAAGCAGCGACGAAGGUGGCUCAAUGGGAGCUUCUUCGCGGGAUUGUUCGCGAUCAGCAACUUCAGUCGCGUCUGGAAGGAGAGCGGCCACAGUUUAUCGCGCAAGAUCGUCCUCACGCUGCAGUUUAUUUAUUUGAGCGUGCAGAACGUGCUGAGUUGGUUCCUGCUGAGCAACCUGUUCCUCACGUUCUACUACGUGCUGACAUUGACGCUGUACAGCAAGUAUCCCGCGUUGUUGGCUAUCGUAUUGGGUAUUUAUCUUGCUAUCGUGGGUGGAAUCGUGGUGUUUGCUCUCGGUAAUCGCCCUGAGAAGCGCACUGCAGCCUUCUACUCGUUCAGCUACGUGUUCAUGGGUCUCGUCAUGCUCGUGGUCUCGGUCAUCUCCAUCUACGGCCUGGUUGCGGACGUUAGCGUCACGGAUCCGCGGGACGACCUCGCGUCGUGCAGCGUCUCGAACUUUGAGUUGGUGGGGGGAGUCGUCACGGCCAUCGGCCUGGUCUUCGCUUCCGCCUUCAUCCACGGCGAGUUCUCGGUACUGCUCAGCACGCUUCAGUACUACUUCAUGCUGCCUACGUUCGUGAACAUCCUGGGCAUCUACGCUUACAGCAACUUGCACGACCUCAGCUGGGGCACGAAGGGGCUGGAGACAGCAGGCCACGGCGCAGCAAAAGUGGCUCAGGGCAAUGGCAACCUGAAGGAGAUCGUCGCGCAGCAGAAGCGCAUCGAGGCCGAGAAGCAGCGCGCGGCCCAGGAGAAGGAGGACGUGGACAACAGCUUCCGGGCCUUCCGGUCGUCGCUGCUGCUCUUCUGGCUCGUGACCAACGCCGUGUGGAUGUACUGCAUGACGUACUUCGUGUCGAGCUCGUGCUACCUCAAGUUCAUCUCGUACGUCGUGGCCGUCUUCAACGUCGUGCGCUUCUUCGGGUCCGCAGUGUUCCUGUGCUUCCGCAUCGCCCGGCGACUAGGAACCUGCGGUGCCUCGCGUUCCGGUAAAUCUGGCCGCAACUAUCAAGCUCAUUUGCCGGCCGAGUGGCAGGCGCACUACAAGCGCAGCAGCAACGCCACCACCGAGACCACAACAACGGGCAAUGGCCAGCAAACCUACGUCGGCCUCAACAUCUCGGACCUCAGCUCCCCCGCCGCUACCAACUACAGGAACAUGGAAGAAGUGCGCUAA
Phytophthora sojae is the source of this 2706-nucleotide messenger RNA. RefSeq lists its product as hypothetical. NCBI's taxonomy places the organism in Eukaryota, Oomycota, Peronosporomycetes, Peronosporales, Peronosporaceae. The transcript has 2 exons. Gene Ontology annotation, molecular function: chitin synthase activity. Bases 1 to 2706 code for a protein of 901 amino acids. Gene Ontology annotation, cellular component: cell periphery; cell septum. The record is from RefSeq and is a predicted model, not a curated record.